AUGGAAACAGAGCACCACCUGCUGCCGCCCCGUGCGCCCCCCGCCCUCGCGCCGCCGUCUUCUUCUUCCCCAACCGGCACACUGCACACGUUCGAGCGCCUCCACGCCGAAGGCUUCGCCUACCUCGCCGACAACUCGUACAUCCGGUCGGGCUACCGCCUCCACUACUCGGCGCGCGACUGCUUCCUCUCGCUCUUUGAGCUCCACAACGAGACGCUCAACGUCUGGACGCACGUCAUGGGCUCGUUCAUCUUUGCAGUGCUCAUGCUGUACCUCGCGCUGUCGGGCCACGCGCUCGCGCCCGCCCGCGACAGCCGUGCGCAGGCGGUCCUCAGCAACUACACACCGCCGCCACACUCGAGACGGUGCACGAGCGACGACGCGCUGUACCUCCGCGACGGCCGCCACACUACACGACUGUUGCUGGCCGUGGCGCUGCCCGAGCUCUGCCCGCUGCCGCCUUCUGCGAGCUCUGCGGAGGCGCCGGCCAAGUACUAUGACGUUGCAAGCGCUGUGCUCGCGCACAGUCUGCAGCGCCUCCACGCGCUGCUGGAGCCCCAUGGCGGCGGCUUUUCCGACUCAAUGGCGGCGCCACUCGAGCAGCUGCGGUACGAACUCGGAGCUCUCUCGGCCCGUCUCAGCGCCCGUGUGCUGCGUGACGUGCCGCCGUCGGAGCGCGUGCAGUCGCUCAAGAGGCAGCUCGACGACCGCGUCGAGUCGCUGUUGGUGUUUGUACGCGACGUGGGGGCCGAUGGGCCCAUGAAGUACGUACUGGAGGAACUGCAGGCGGUCGCCGAGAGCGUCCGCAGUGGACUGCACCUGUUGGCUGCCGACGAGGGCCCGCACGACGUGCCCCGUUGGCCGCUGUUUGUCUUUUUGGCGAGCGCUGUGAUUUGCCUCAGCUGCAGCGCGACGUUCCACUUGAUGUUUGUCGUGAGUCGCUCGGCCUACACGCUGCUGUCGCGACUGGACUACGCUGGCAUUACGAUCCUCAUUGCGGGAUCGUUCUACCCCAUGAUUUACUACUCGUUCUACUGCCACCCGUGGCAGCGCAGCGUCUAUUUGGUCGUGAUCUCGACGCUGGCUGCACUGACGUUCACCGUGGCGCUGUUGCCAGUCUUUGGCACGCCCAAGUUCCUCGUGGCGCGCACGUGCAUCUUUCUCGCGCUGGGCUUUUUUGGUGUGGUUCCCGUGACGCACCUUGUGUGGCGCUUUGGGCUCUCGGACCCGCACGUGACGAUCAUGAUCGGGCCGCUGCUGCUGAUGGGCCUCUUGUACACGAGCGGGGCCAUCAUUUACGCGACCAAGUUCCCCGAGCGCUUUUACCCAGGCCGCUUUGACCUGUGGUUCUCGAGCCACCAACUUUGGCACAUUUGCGUCGUGGCGGCCGCGCUCGUGCACUUUGCCAAUGCGUUGCAGCAGUACGAGUGGCGUUGGAACACGCAGUGCGAAGCUUAG
This is a messenger RNA of Hyaloperonospora brassicae, 1458 nucleotides long. Lineage: Eukaryota; Oomycota; Peronosporomycetes; Peronosporales; Peronosporaceae. The record is from the annotation of a GenBank genome assembly.